This is a messenger RNA of Schistosoma curassoni, 735 nucleotides long. Lineage: Eukaryota; Metazoa; Platyhelminthes; Trematoda; Strigeidida; Schistosomatidae. The record is from the annotation of a GenBank genome assembly.
AUGAAAGUUACCUGCCAUAAUGCGUCUAGAGAUACACACGUUUUAACACGCACUAACAAGAAAUACGGGCCAAGUACUUGCCGAAUAAGACAUAGACGACGUAACUGGAGCUCACACACUUCUCGUUUGUCACCAUGUAUAGAGGAACCAUCUAAAGUUGAUUGCAUGGUAACCAGUUCGCUCAAUGGUUCUCCUGAGCGCUUAUCAUCGAAUCCUCCUUCAUUGGAAAGUAGUAGUUCGUGCAGUUUAGCCUCUUGUUAUGGGGUAUCAGCUCAGUUUAUCCGCCCCUCCAUGCCUCCUGGUCCACCAACGUCACCUGUUCCGAGCCCGCCACCUACUCCUGUAACACUUGGCGCUGUUGUGGAAGCUCCAACAAAUCCUGUUUCUGAGCCUCGACAGCUUGACUCUAUUCCUAACCUUCCAGCCGUACUCCGUAAUCGUUUUAGACGACGUCGAAAUGCUAUUUGUGAAUCCUCUGCUCUUGGACAGGGAUUAAAAGACUUCUUUGCUUCUUAUGUGGUUUCUAAUUUAACUGACUCCAUGACAUCAUCACUAAGUUUGGGAUCAUCUUCUGCAUGUCCCGUGUUCAAAUCUUCAUUACAACCGCAUCUUCCUAACACAGUUUCACGUUUGGCCCACAGCGACUGUGUCACAUCACCUGUGUGUUUGAUCGAUAGCGAGUCACAAUCUGAAAGUCUGUGAUACAAAUUUAUCCUACCAGUUUUCAAUUAUCAU